Messenger RNA from Dromiciops gliroides (monito del monte), 1941 nucleotides. It is a transcript of the gene POLR1C, whose product is annotated as RNA polymerase I and III subunit C. The coding region runs from base 177 to 1355 and encodes 392 amino acids. Gene Ontology annotation, cellular component: RNA polymerase I complex; RNA polymerase III complex. The transcript has 10 exons. Gene Ontology annotation, biological process: DNA-templated transcription. NCBI's taxonomy places the organism in Eukaryota, Metazoa, Chordata, Mammalia, Microbiotheria, Microbiotheriidae. The record is from RefSeq and is a predicted model, not a curated record. Gene Ontology annotation, molecular function: DNA binding; protein dimerization activity.
UUUACGGGUGGCUCAUCUCAAGCUCAAAGUCAGAUGCUGUGUUUUUUCUCCAGCUCCACGCAGGUCUGGAGAAAGAAAAAAGUGGUGAUACCGAAGGGGCAGAUUAAGGUUAGGCAUAGAGACGAGCUUCCCCGACUCACGGUUUCCUCUUCUGUAAAACAAGGGCACUGGACUAGAUGCUUUGCAAGGCGACUCCGCCCGGAAGCUGUAGACGUGGAAAUAAGCAGGUCCAUUCUGUCUCGCGAGACCCAGACGCUUGUCGCCACGGCGACGACGCGAGACUAGUACGCGUGCGCCAGUCACGUGGCUGUAAGAUGGCGGCCUCCGGAGCAGUGGAGGAGAUGAGGACCCGCGUGGUGCUCGGGGAAUUCGGGGUCCGGAACGUUCAUACCACGGACUUUCCGGGAAAUUACUGCGGCUAUGAUGAUGCGUGGGACCAGAGCCGCUUCGAGAAGGAAUUCCGUGUGGAUGUGGUGCACAUGGAUGAAAGCUCGCUGGAAUUUGAUAUGGUUGGAAUUGAUGCUGCCAUUGCCAACGCUUUUCGGAGGAUCUUGUUAGCCGAGGUUCCAACCAUGGCUGUGGAAAAAGUCUUUGUGUACAACAAUACCUCCAUUGUGCAGGAUGAGAUACUGGCCCAUCGUUUGGGUCUCAUUCCUAUUCGUGCUGAUCCUCGGCUUUUCGAGUACCGGAACCAAGGUGAUGAAGAAGGCACUGAGAUAGACACAUUGCAAUUUCAGCUGAAGGUCAAGUGUACCCGUAAUCCUCAAGCUGCCAAAGACUCCUCUGAUCCCAAUGAACUUUAUCUCAAUCAUAAAGUAUACACAAAGCACAUGACAUGGAUACCCCUGGGAAACCAAGCAGAUGUUUUCCCAGAAGGCACCAUUCGUCCUGUGCAUGAUGACAUCCUCAUUGCUCAGCUACGGCCUGGCCAAGAGCUUGACCUACUUAUGCAUUGCGUCAAAGGCAUCGGGAAAGACCAUGCGAAAUUUUCUCCAGUAGCCACUGCCAGCUACAGAUUGUUGCCAGAUAUCACUUUACUCCAGCCAGUAGAGGGCGAAGCAGCUGAGGAGCUGAGUCGAUGCUUUUCACCUGGUGUCAUUCAGGUGCAAGAUGUCCAAGGAAAAAAAGUAGCCACAGUUGCCAACCCCCGCCUGGAUACCUUCAGCCGAGAAAUCUUUAGGCAUGAAAACCUUAAGAAGUUGGUGCGGCUUGCUCGAGUACGGGAUCACUACAUAUUCUCAGUGGAAUCAACAGGUGUCUUGCCCCCUGAGGUUCUGGUGAGCGAAGCCAUCAAAGUUCUAAUGGGAAAAUGUCGGCGUUUCAUGGAUGAGUUGGAUUCAGUUCAGAUGGACUGAGUAUCUUGCAGAGACUUAGUGGGAGACAACACCUGGAUGGCAAGAUCGUUCACUCUGGGAGGAGGCCCCACUCUAUCUAAAUAUUAAACUCUGGCUACCUAAAAGACUACUAAGAGAACAUCAGUGGGAGUUGGGGGUGGGGUAUUAUUGCUGACACAGCUUCUCAGAGCCAUUCAGGAUUAUUCCUGAUUGCUCUUUUUGAAAUGUCAGCUGUUCAAUGAAAAGAUCUGAUACUGUUUGCAACAGUAUCUGGUUUAUAGACUGUGUUUACCAAAUCAGUGGGAAAAAGGGAGGACAACAACAUAAAGAACACCAGCCUCAAAGUGCCACAUGAAUUAGCAUAUACUAUGAGAAAGGCAGCUUGUAUGUUAAACUUGUGUAUCAAACUCAGAUUUUUUACUGACAUGCAGAAAUGUGCCUCAGAGUUAAUGUUUCUACAAAAAGGCUCUAAAAACAAUAAAAAAACUACCAUGAAAUCACAAGAUGUUAAAAAAUAUCACAACACAAUAAAUACAACUGUUCCCUUCAUGGCCCCAACCACACACGAGUAUAAAGAGUUUGACUGAGGCAGCAGUCAAAGCUAGUA